Raphanus sativus (radish) is the source of this 1601-nucleotide messenger RNA. Its product is annotated as NDR1/HIN1-like protein 6. The transcript has 2 exons. NCBI's taxonomy places the organism in Eukaryota, Viridiplantae, Streptophyta, Magnoliopsida, Brassicales, Brassicaceae. Bases 125 to 880 code for a protein of 251 amino acids. Gene Ontology annotation, cellular component: plasma membrane. The record is from RefSeq and is a predicted model, not a curated record.
AAGAAAACGUGAAGAAGAUCCUCUCUCCAUUUAAGCUUUAUUCUCUUCAUUUGCCUCAAAAACCUAAAGAGUAAUUGAAUUUUAAUUUCUAAACGUAUAAACAAAUCUUCAAGCACGUAAAAACAUGUCCGAUCACCAGAGAGUUCAUCCGGUGAGCGACCCGGAAGCUCCACCUCCGGCACAUCCAACGGCUCCUCUAGUCCCACGUGGCUCCUCAAGAUCGGAAUACGGUGACCCGACCAAAGAAUUUGUGACGCAACCACCACUGUUGGAUACUCCUCCGAGGAAGAAGAGAGGAAGCUGUUGCUGCAGGUGCGUGUGUUACACGCUCCUUGUUAUUUUCCUUCUUAUUAUCAUCGUUGGAGCGGCCGUUGGUAUACUAUACCUUGUCUUUAGACCUAAGUUACCGGAUUACAAUAUCGACCGGUUACAGCUCACCCGAUUUACGCUUAACCAAGAUUCCAGUUUGUCCACUGCGUUUAACGUCACCAUUACCGCCAAGAAUCCCAACGAGAAAAUUGGAAUCUACUAUGAAGACGGAAGCAAAAUUAGCGUCUUGUACAUGCAAACAAGACUUAGCAAUGGGUCGUUGCCGAAAUUCUACCAAGGACAUGAGAAUACGACUAUAAUAUUCGUAGAAAUGACUGGUUAUACUCAGAAUGCAACCAGUUUAAUGGCGACGCUACGAGAGCAACAACAGUUAACCGGAAGUAUACCGUUGCGGAUUAGAGUUGUACAACCUGUUCGGAUCAAACUCGGGAAAUUAAAGCUGAUGGAAGUAAAGUUCUUGGUGAGAUGUGGUGUAUCCGUUGAUAGCUUGGCUGCUAACAAUGUGAUUAGGGUUAGAAGUAGCAACUGCAAAUUCAGGUUUAGAUUAUAAAUUCAUUUUUUUCUAGUUCAAAAUCAUUUAAUAUUACUAUUUUAUUCAUAAUUUGCAUUACAAUACGGAAGGGUUGAGUUUCGUAGUACCUCCCCCAAACACGAUCAUCUCCUUUGCUUCUGUUUUUUUUAUAGAGAAUAAAAAAUUUUGUUUCACAUCUUGUCACCUUGUAAGUAAUUAGUAAAUAAUAUACACUUAUUUUUGUUGUUGAUAAUUAUUAAUUAGGUUUUUAUUUCAUUAAAAUUAUAAAAAUGAUUUUUUUUUGGAUAACCGUGGGGGUUCUCAGGCGGUAAGUCCAGACUAAUCCCCACGAGACCUUCUAUCCGGGCAUGCAUGGUUAUAGGCGGGAAGGUGGCCAAGGCGACUCGAACCGAAGGCGGGCACUCCAGCUGGAGUUCUAUUACCACUAGGCCAAGUUGUUCUUAAUGCAUUGAACACUCAAAAAAUGGAAUUUUCUUUUUCAUUGACCGAAAAAAAAAGACUGAUGAAUAUUGUUUAACUGUAUACACCGAUGUUUCGAGAAGCAGCAUAUGACUGUCAAAAAAACCUGUGGGAGGUGUCAUUCUCACUAGAGGAAACAUGGGUAGUAAUAGCGGACGAAAAACGCUAUGAUUCAUUUUCAAUAGCGUUUCCUUGGACGCUCUGACAUCGCCUGUUAUAAUAGGUCCGACCCUUUUAAUAGCGGUUUUCGGUUGUGCUAUUAUUAAGUUUAUAACAACAG